UCCAUCCCUCGCAGCAUCCAUCACGAGGAGCCUGGCAAUUCGAACACCAGGAAAGAGGGACUUCUGGUUCCUUUUUUUGGGGGGUGGGAUUUUCAAUUCAGAGGGAUACCGUUUGGCCUGUCUCCCAGAGAACGGCUCCCAGCGGCAAUUUGCACACCAACUCUGCGCAACUCAAGAUGAGGUGCUGGCCACUGGCAGUGGCAGUGGCCAUGUUUUGGAUCCAGUGCCUACUUCAGGAGGUGAACGGCAAAAAGGAGAGGAAGAAGCCCAAGGAGACCACCCCUCAGCAAACGGAGGUGUACAACACCACCACUUCCAACAGUGAGGAGGUCACAGGGAGCACCAAGCUUCCAGAGAAUCAGCGAGUGGACCCUUUCGGAUCAUGGAUGGAUUUUGUAAAGCGACCCGUGGGCAACUUUCCUGGGAAGUGCCGGAAGCGGAAAAGGCCGCUGCCAGGGCCACCUGGUCCCCCGGGCCCCCCAGGGCCACAGGGUCCUCCAGGAUCCCCUGGGGCAGAGAUCACCCAAGAGGUUCUGCUCCAGGAAUUUAAAGAAAUGAUCAAAGAGGCGACGGAGCGGCGCGCGGCUGUGGACCGGCAGGCUAACCCCAGCGCCCUGCCUCCCGCCCUCAUCGCCCUGGGGAGCAUGACCUCCUACAGGAGGAUAGAGGAGGCCUUCCACUGCAGGCUGAAGGGGCCUGUGGUCGUGGACAAGAAAACCCUGACAGAGCUGCAGAACUUUCAAACGCCUCCAGCCAAGGGUGCUUUUCUCCGGGGGACGGGGAUGGACCAGUCCACUGGCCGAUUCACCGCACCCGUGACUGCCAUCUACCAGUUUUCUGCCAACAUCCACAUUGACCACAGUGAAGUGAAGAAGAGCAAGAGUCCGCUGAGGGCACGGGACAACGUCCGAGUGCUGAUCUGCAUUGAGUCGCUGUGCCACAGAUACACGUCCUUGGAAAUGAUUGUUGGGCUGGAAAGCAACAGUAAGAUAUUCACGGUGUACGUGCAUGGGUUACUGGAACUGCAGGCUGGGCAAUACACAUCGAUAUUCGUGGACAACGGAGCAGGGGCAUCAAUUACAAUACAGAACGGCUCAGAUUUCAUGGGGAUGCUGCUAGGUGUAUAGUCACACCCCCUCUCCACCCCUCCUUUCAUCCUUGUACAUACCAGGGGUUCUGCUACCUGGAUCAUCCGUUAUGUCUUUUUUUAUCUUUAUGGACUGAUCCUCGCCUGUCCGUCACCAUGGGAACAAGCAUCCCUACUGAUAAAAAACAAGGGUACACUGCGACUUCCUUCCAGGACUGAAGGAACAGUACUGACUUCUUUG
This is a messenger RNA of Megalops cyprinoides (Indo-Pacific tarpon), 1328 nucleotides long. RefSeq names its product C1q and TNF related 12 (gene c1qtnf12). The record is from RefSeq and is a predicted model, not a curated record. Gene Ontology annotation, molecular function: hormone activity. The coding region runs from base 177 to 1127 and encodes 316 amino acids. Lineage: Eukaryota; Metazoa; Chordata; Actinopteri; Elopiformes; Megalopidae. The transcript is spliced from 8 exons.